Cuculus canorus (common cuckoo) is the source of this 5157-nucleotide messenger RNA. RefSeq names its product solute carrier family 30 member 9 (gene SLC30A9). The record is from RefSeq and is a predicted model, not a curated record. NCBI's taxonomy places the organism in Eukaryota, Metazoa, Chordata, Aves, Cuculiformes, Cuculidae. Gene Ontology annotation, biological process: positive regulation of transcription by RNA polymerase II; zinc ion transport; transmembrane transport. Gene Ontology annotation, molecular function: monoatomic cation transmembrane transporter activity. Bases 186 to 1880 code for a protein of 564 amino acids. Gene Ontology annotation, cellular component: membrane; nucleus. The transcript is spliced from 18 exons.
AGCGGCGUCGCGCGCCUGCUCCGCACAUCCGGGUGCGCGGCGUCGCCUUCCCUCCGCGUUCGCUCCCCGCCUCACCCACCGGCGGCCUCGCGCCGGGGCCGCGCAGGGGCUUCCCCCCAUGCUGAUCGGGGGCCGCUCGCCGGGGCGCGGCGGGGAGCGGCCGGGCUCCGCUUGCGGCCGCCGACAUGAUGCCGGCCCGGGGCUGCCGCGGCUUCUACCGACUGUACCUGCGGUGCCAGGCGGCGCCGCUCCGCCGCGCCUGCCACGGAUGGCAAGCUUCAAUGAAAAGUGGGAGUCUGUCUUGUAUUCUGCCAUGCAAUCGUCUGCCUGUGCAGUUAAUGAGUCAAGUGAGAGUUUAUACCUCCAAUGGUCAGAAAAAAGAUCUUGGAUCAGAAGAUGCAAACAAAUCGGCUCCUGAAGAAACCCUACAUAAAGCUGGAACAGGACAAGAUACAAAUAGUACAGGUCAAAAGCAGUCUUUCAUUAAAGAGCCAAUCCAAGUAAAAGUGAAAGCAGUCCUUAAAAAGAGAGACUAUGGACCAAAAUACACACAGAAUAACUUCAUCACUGGAGUCAGAGCAAUAAAUGAGUUUUGUCUUAAAUCCAGUGAUCUAGACCAGCUGAGGAAAAUUAAACGACGGAGUCCCCAUGAUGACACCGAGACUUUCACUGUGUACCUGAGAUCGGAUGUAGAGGCAAAGUCUCUUGAAGUUUGGGGUAGUCCAGAGGCUCUUGCUAGAGAAAGAAAACGACGUAAAGAGGCAGAGAUCAAGUACAGAGAAAAUCUAUUUAGAAACCAAAGGCUGUUAAGAGAAUACAGAGAGUUCUUUGGAAAUACUAAGCCACGCUCCAGUGCAGCAGCUAUGUUUUUCAAGGGACCAGGAAAGGUGGUAAUGGUAGCCAUUUGCAUAAAUGGGUUGAACUUUUUCUUUAAGCUACUUGCUUGGGUUUACACGGGUUCUGCAAGUAUGUUUUCAGAAGCCAUACAUUCUUUAGCAGACACAUGCAACCAGGCAUUGCUGGCUUUGGGCAUCAGUCAGUCUGCAAGAACGCCUGACCCUAGUCAUCCGUAUGGUUUCACAAACAUGCGCUAUAUUGCCUCUCUGAUUAGUGGGGUUGGCAUUUUUAUGAUGGGUGCAGGACUUUCUUGGUAUCAUGGGAUCAUAGGUUUACUCCACCCUCAUCCUAUAGAAUCUCUUCUCUGGGCAUACUGCAUUUUAGCAGGGUCAUUGGUAUCUGAAGGAGCUACCCUUCUUGUUGCUAUAAAUGAAAUCCGCAGGAGCGCUCGAGCCAAGGGUCUGUCAUUUUAUCAGUAUGUCGUACAGAGUCGUGAUCCUAGUACAAAUGUGGUGUUACUGGAGGAUGCUGCAGCAGUUCUGAGUGUGGCCAUAGCUGCUGCCUGCAUGGGUCUGACUUCUUUAACAGGAAACCCUUAUUAUGACAGUGUGGGGUCUUUAGGUGUCGGAACUUUGUUAGGAACAGUGUCAGCAUUUCUAAUCUACACUAACACUGAAGCCCUGCUGGGACGAUCCAUUCAACCUGAACAACUGCAGCGACUCACCGAGCUGCUAGAAAGUGAUCCUGUCGUAAGAGCAAUUCAUGAUGUUAAAGCCACAGACAUGGGAAUGAGCAAAGUGAGAUUCAAGGCAGAAGUAGACUUUGAUGGACGAGUUGUAACUCGUUCUUACCUGGAAAAACAAGACAUUGAACAGCUGCUCCAAGAAAUUCAACAAGUGAAAACCCUUGAAGAAUUAGAAGCCUUCAUGCUUAAGCAUGGUGAGAAUAUCAUUGACACAUUGGGAGCUGAAGUAGACAGACUUGAGAAAGACCUAAAGCAACGAAAUCCUGAUGUUCGUCAUGUGGAUUUGGAGAUACUAUAGACUUGGCAGAAGAAAUCUUCAGGUUGCUACCAUUUUGGAAAGAAGUCACAUGAAGGACUGAAAAUCUUCUGAAAUUGCAGUGACCUCAGUACCAUACCUCGCUUACUUUUGGUGUAGUCUUCCUGGAGUGUUAGCACUGUUUCUGUUUCUGGAAGAGCAUCAGAGUUGCAGACAGAAAUUUCCAUGGCAAAAUCAGUUUUAAAAAUCUACUUGAUCUAAAUUCCACAGGAGAGUCUGUCAGAGUAUAUUUACUGCAAUUCAGAACUUAAGAGUUGAGGUUAAGUUAGGCAAAUGUAGCUGCCUGAAAAUACACAACACACUUAGUUUUUCCAUGUGUCCCUUUGCAGUCAGUUUGCACUUCUUUAGUUUCUUUCAAGAUAUCAUUAAAGGUUCUUGGGAGAUAUUAAGAUUAGCUAGGAAGAGUUUGUUCCAGUGGAACCUGCCAACCUUAAACUAAUUGUAAUAUUUCAACUGUGUAAUUGUUUCACAGUUUUUCUUUUCUAUGAGAUAAAUUCUUUCAAACAGGCGCUGGCCUUCUCUCAAGUACCAUGACCUGGAAACUUGCUUUUUGCCGUUGUUGUAAUUACCAGCCACACUUCAGAAAAAUUAUAUUUUUCUCCUCAGUGGAGUCAGCUGUGUGUGGUUAGCCAGAGUAUGUUAAGUUACUGUGAACAAAAUACUGUGUAGAUAUUUCAGUGAACUUCCGCUGUUUAAAUUUGUUCUUUUUUUUCCCCGCCUACUUCGACACUUUUAUUUGUGAAUAUCUUCAGAUGUAAUCUGGGAGCCAUUUAUAGUAGUGCUUAUUAAAAAUUGCCUGACAUUUUUGGCUUUUAUUAUACUUCUAAUAGACUAUAUUGCCAGAUAUGGUCUUUGCUAGAAGGUGUAUGAGUUGUAUUUGCAAGUUACUAUAGUAACAAAUGUAUUAGAACUAUUUAUGGUUAAAUGAAUACGUUAUAUUUUUAAUUUAUUUACCUCUAGGCUUUAUCUGUUAUCUGAAUUCUAAACCACUUUGUGUUUCUUUUUAAGAAUUGACCUUGCUUGUUUGGGAAAGUAAAGUAAUUCUGUCAGUGGUCCUCAUCAAUCCUGAGAUAAGCGCUUAGAGCAUAUAACUUUGAAAUGUGCAAUUCUAGCACUGUAUGUAAUCAACUGGAAGGCUUUCUGCAGUAGGUACCCAAGGUGUACCAUAUUCUUUGAGAUCUGGUGUUUAAUAAGACCAUGAAUACUGAUCAUGCAAGUUGAAAUAUAAGUGAAAUAACUGCAUAUAAAUAACUCUGAGGAAAAUCCUUUAUGCACUUUAAUAUGUUUCAGUAAAAUGGUAAUUGCACAUGGAUGAGAGGUGGUAAUAAGUCUCUUGUAGUGACUCACAUGUUGAGUAAUGAAUAACUUGCUGAAAGAAGAAAUGGUGAUAUGAAACAAAAAGUCUUCAAAAAUCAAUUUAGGGUUAAAUUAUAAGUAUUGCAGCAAAUAAUUUUUGAGACCAAUACAUCCAGAUUUGACUAAAAGCUUUAUAGAAUGCUUUUUUUUCAUAUUAAAUGUCACUUAUCAGUGAAUUAUGAGAAUUUAAAAUAUCAUGCCUUUUGAGAACUGCAAAGCACUUCACAUGCUGGUCAUUUUAAGUAGAAAAACAUUCCAGAAUUUAGUUACAGACAGGACUUUAGUUACAGUAAUUUUGAGUGAAGAGAUCUUUUUGGUACCAUUGUUCAUAAUCCCUCUUUGCUGGUGGCUUCAUUGUAGCAUAUUAGCUUAUUAUGACAAGUCCAAAAGAAGACUUACUUUAUCUGGUUUUCUUCUAUUGUAGAACUAGUUAGUAUAUUUAAGCCUGAUGAAAUGCAGUUUAAAAAUAAUUUGGAAGUGUGCUGUAUCAAGUAAAUAGACAUAUUUUAGCACAUUGUAUUAUUAUUUACCUUUCUUCUUGCCCUUUCAUAUAAACUUCAGCUCAUCUCAGUCUGCACUCUGCUGGUGUUAGUCUUAUUAAUGAAGAGCACUGGAAUCUGAUAAUGCAUAGCCUCCUUUCUUAUUCCUAGUAUAUUUAUAUGGAUCUUGAAUUUGAAUAAACCCAUUAGUCCAGAAAUCUUAAAAACUUGAAGAGAAGUAAAACUGAUAAAAUGUUCUUGCUGGGGAAGUUAGUGGAGACAACCGGUGUGAUUCAGGUGGUUUGUGUGCUGGAAUUACUGAUGAAUGAGUAGUGUUGGUAUGUACUCAGUGUGGCAGAAAUUUCACUGAGAGGUUAGUAAAUGUUUUCUCAAUACUGAAAGUGUUCCAAUAUCUUGUUUAAGAGGAGGCAUGAGUUUAUAUUCCUUUUUCAUCAGAAGUGUAAUUCAUAUGAAUCCUGAUAUUAAUUUCCUUAUCUGAGUCAGAAGCAUAGCCAUCCACACACCUUCUGUUUGUGUUCUAAGAUUAAAAUUCAGAUCCUUGUCUCCCAGUUAUGUUAUUGAUUAUAGCAUCACAAUAUGUUCAAUUUAAGAAGCUAGAACAUAAAUGUUUUUGGGUACCUAGUCACACUGUCAUUUUUAAGAUUAGAACUGAGUCCUCAAACUAGGCAACUGUAAAGCAGUAAGAGGCAGGUGGACUGGUUUUGGCAGUAGCUUGUAAGUUUGUGUCUUGCAGUUGGAUGAAAGUAUUGAUUCAUUGUGAACCUAUGAGGUUGGAAAGGAAAUGUAAUUCCAAGCUGUUACAUUUUAAUAUAUAUUUUAGUUUCCAGAUUGCUACAGUUUUGACAUUUUUACUGCCUUUUUAUUUUUUUAAACUGUUCUCAUGGUCUGAAACUUCAGGUGAAGUGGGUCCAGUACUUAUUUACUUUUUAUUUAGUGUUUUUGGGGAAAAUGUUUAGCUUUACAUGAUAGAAUCCUCAGAAUUAAAGAAAACUUAUAAAGUGUGGAGGAACACAUUUUUUAUUUAUCACAAAUGCAAUUACGUAAUGUUUCUUUUAAAUUGGUUUUAAGGAAAAGGAUUGUAAGGAGAAGUGAGGAUUUAAAUAACAAUAGAGUUGUAUCCUAGGAUCUUUUCAAUUAUGGUCUUUUAAAAUAAUUAAUUUUUGUAGGCUGGCCUUGCAAGUUCUGUUUUUUUCAAAUUGUGUUCAAAGUACUGCUGCCCUCUGCUUUAUGAAGGAUUGCGUACGUGUUACACAGUGUUUUAUAAUUCUGUCAAAGUUGCGAUGUUUGAAAAAAUUGCCAUGGUGUUCCAGUAUACUGAGUGAUCUUGAUGUAUUGUAAGUCAAAGUUGGCUGAAAAAUAAUGAUAACAAUGUAUUUUCAUAUAGAAUUUGUUUUUCUGUAGAA